This is a messenger RNA of Microbotryum saponariae, 860 nucleotides long. Lineage: Eukaryota; Fungi; Basidiomycota; Microbotryomycetes; Microbotryales; Microbotryaceae. The record is from the annotation of a GenBank genome assembly.
AUGAGGUCCAAAAUCGGCGAUUUUGCCGGAUUUUACCUACGCGCCUCAGGCUGGGCUUUCAUGGGUCCUGAGUUGGCGCAGGCUGGCUGACACGCGGCGCGAGCUGGAGCGUGUCGUCCCUUCUUGUGUUUCGUGCCGUGUGUGCAAUGCAUUGCAUGCCAACAACAUGCAGCUUUCACUCUCAUCCUGGAACCUGGAACCGAACCGGCUCUGUCGCUGCCGCUAUCUCUUCUCCGCCAGCCUCAACAAUCAAGCCAAGGCAGCGGGAUCGGUUCCAGUCGCGACACUCCCGACAGUGCAAUGCAACCCCAUCUCGGGCCGACAAGCGUCGCAUUAACGAGCUUCCAAACGAUGGGCAGGAUUCGGCACCAAGUGCGAUCGACCAGCUAGGCAAAAACCCACUCGGCAUCCGCACCUGCACCGAAACGAGCUCGGGGUCGUCCGAGAAAGACAGACGAGGAGAAGGAGAAGACGGCCAAAGCCCAGGCAAAACAAGCACAAGAGAUAGCACAAGACGAAGCGGCGAAGAAACGACAAGAUGAAGAACAAGCAAGGCAACGAGAGGAGGCGGUGAUGGGGGAGGGGGUGAUCCGUUCGAUGGCGAUGAGGACGACGGGGUCGCCUCCGCCCAGAGCGAAGGCCGGUGGGAACAUCCCAAAUGGCUUACAGAGCUCUACAAUUCCAAACGCGAGAUGAUCAAAGCCGCUAAUGGAUCCGGGGCGAAUCGUUCCACCAAUUGUUGCAUGGUUGGCUUCCGACCAAAACUGUGUGUGUGGGCUCGAUUUUACGACACUCGACGCUCUCGCAAUAAGAUCCAGAUCUUCGAUCCGUCAUUUUUUAUUGAGAUCCGCUGCUUUUGA